GUUCUCUGCCAUGACACCACACAACUGUGAAGUGGCUUGAAGGAAGCUGCAUGCACUGUCUGGCUGUGUACUGUAGACUCAAACAGCAUGGGAGACUUCCAGCAGUUUGAGCAGGACUUCUACCAGACAGGAUAUUACACAGAUGACCAGGGUCAACCUGUGGCCUAUUAUAAUAUCUAUGAUCCCACAAGCCCUGAUAAUUAUGACGGUGGGGAACAGGCUUUCAUUCCAGAUGCUCUGGAUCCUUCCAUGGAACAACAGUACACUGGACAGUUCUACCAUCCUGCCGUGUCUUCUGGUACUAUUGGAGGCACAGGGACAGAUUCUCUUGAAGAGGAGCCGCCCCUUCUUGAAGAACUUGGCAUCAGUUUUGAUCACAUCUGGCAGAAGACGCUGACAGUGUUGAACCCCUUCAAGCCUGCAGAUGGCAGCAUAAUGAAUGAGACUGAUCUGACAGGUCCGAUCCUCUUCUGCGUCACACUGGGGGUCUUUUUAAUGAUGGCAGGUAAAGCUCACUUUGGUUGUAUAUACGGGAUCAGUGCCACAGCCUGUAUUGUGGUGUACAUUCUGCUGAGUCUGAUGAGUACUGUGGCAGUGUCUUAUGGUUGUGUGGCCAGUGUCCUGGGCUACUGCCUCCUGCCCAUUGUGGCCCUCUCUGCAUUUGCUGUCUUCUACUCUUUGCAAGGAAUGCUGGGUACACUUCUGGCCUUGUUAGUGAUUUGUUGGUCUAGUUUCUCUGCCUCCAAGAUCUUCAUCUCCACCCUCGCUAUGGAAGGCCAGCAGAUGCUGGUUGCCUACCCAUGUGCUCUACUCUACGGACUCUUUAUACUGCUCGCUGUAUUUUAACUGGCACUAGAUGCAACGCAGAGUAUUAUCAUGAUGCUUAUAAUUAUUAUUAUUUGUUUGUUGAGAUGUUGCAGAGGGAUUUACCAAACAUUUUAUGGAUGACUGCAUGUUACAGAGCUUCAGCUCCACACUGAUCUCCGUGUUCUUAUAAAUGAAAUCUUUGUUUAGCCUUUAUCUCAAUGUCCUAUAAACUUUGAUUUGUUGUCUUUUCUAUGUCGAUGUUUGUUUUAUUGAUUCAUGAUGUUUUAACGUAGUGACUGUAUGUUCUCCACACUUUUUUUCUGCUCAUA
Paralichthys olivaceus (Japanese flounder) is the source of this 1136-nucleotide messenger RNA. Its product is annotated as protein YIPF7-like. NCBI's taxonomy places the organism in Eukaryota, Metazoa, Chordata, Actinopteri, Pleuronectiformes, Paralichthyidae. The record is from RefSeq and is a predicted model, not a curated record. Gene Ontology annotation, cellular component: trans-Golgi network. Gene Ontology annotation, biological process: endoplasmic reticulum to Golgi vesicle-mediated transport; vesicle fusion with Golgi apparatus.